Molecule: messenger RNA, 4813 nt
Organism: Durio zibethinus
Lineage: Eukaryota; Viridiplantae; Streptophyta; Magnoliopsida; Malvales; Malvaceae
Product: SNF2 domain-containing protein CLASSY 2-like
Biological process (GO): gene silencing by siRNA-directed DNA methylation
Molecular function (GO): ATP binding
Source: RefSeq, a predicted model, not a curated record
AGUGUUGAGCGUAGCCCAAAUUCUAUUUUGUAUUUAUACAUCAUCCCCCUGAAGUAGUCAACUUCGGGCCUAACUUCAAACUAGUCUUGAAAAAUGUAUAAAGCCCAUUCCUCAAACGGCCUAAAACAAGAAAAAAAAAGGCAAGUCACCUGUUUUUCUUAGAAUCAGCACUGACUCGAAACGCAAGGACAACUGGACAAGUGAUCACCAUACAAGAAAAAAGUCAGUCUCUCCCUGCCCUGGCCCCUGUUGUUUUCAAGUGUUCAUCUUGCACGUGCUUCUAACCUAACCUAAAAAUCAUCAUUUCACAGAAAAUCCAGCAGUUUUGGUGGCCCCCAUAUCUGUAACACUCAACUGCCAAGGAUCAUCAAAAAAUCACUGCCGUUCAUUCACAAACCCUCCUUCCCAUUGUACCCUUCCCUUCCUUCCUUUAUUUACCCAUUUGCCAUUUACCGCAAAAUGUCAUGCAAAAAAUUGCAACACAAAUACAAACCCCAAGAUUCACAAGCACAUUUAUUUUUAGAACUCUUCGCCAUACUGUCCUUUUCUAUCGCCUUUGUCUUUUUUUCCUGAUGUCACUCACUCAUUUCUUCACUUCUAUCAGUCUUUGGGGUUGUUCCAUUUCUCCAAGUUUAUUUAAUUUUCAGGCUAUAUAAUCGUAUAAUCUCCCCGGAAUCUGAUUUUGGUUAAUACCCAGAUGCUGUUUUCAGAACAGAUAAAGAUGAGGAAAAGGCAUUUAUAUCAUUCCAAGCAUCCUUUUGAUGCAUACCCUUUCGAGGUUCUCUUCCAAGACUCAUGGCACGCUGUGAAACUCACACGAAUCAAGAAUGGAAUCAUGACUUUGCAUCUGAUAGAUGAUCAAUAUCUGAUUGAGAAACAACCAUUCUCUGAUUUUCGUGUUAAGUCUAGGAAGGCAUCUUUGUCCGACUGCACCUGCUUUUUGAGGCCUGGUAUUGAUGUAUGCGUUCUUUCCUGCUCUCAGCAGAUAGGGAGUCUGGAUGAAGAGAAAUCAGAGCCUGUGUGGGUUGAUGCUAAAAUAAGUUCCAUCGAGAGGAAGCCCCACAACACUCAAUGCUCAUGCCAGUUUUAUGUUAACUUGUAUGUUAACCACGCUCCUCUUGGUUCUGAGAAAGGAAUUCUUAGCAAAGAGACUGAAGUAGUAGGAAUCGAUCAGAUUUCUAUCCUCCAAAGGCUUGAAAAGCAUGCAUGUGAUGGUGAGCACUAUAGAUGGAAUUUCUCUGAGGACUGCUCUGUAUUGAAACGAACUAAGAUAUUUUUGGGGAGAUUCUUAUCUGAUAUAUCAUGGUUGCUUGUUGCAUCUGUUUUGAAGCAGAUUGCAUUUGAUGUGAGAUCUGUGCAAAACAAGAUUGUCUAUCAAAUUCUGGGUGAAGAUGAGAGCAGUCCCUUAAAAUCUCAUAAUUAUCUCUAUGCUGUAAAUUUGAAUGUAGACAAUGGCAUUUCAGAAUUGAAUGUGAUGCGAUUUGAUCCCUUCGAAAAUAAUGAAGCUGUUGCUGCAUGUAGCACACAUGAGACCAGACAGUGGCCAGUUUAUGAUGCCAUGAACUUGCGACGCUCUAAACGCAGGAAUGUACAACCUGAUCGUUUCCUGGGUUGUGAUAGUCCUCUGGAGUCAGAUACUAGCUGGUUUCGAACAACAUGUAGAACUAGCAACUGGAGAGAAGAGGAAGAUGAACAAGAUCAAGAAUAUAUGAACUUGCCACUAUCAGAAUUGUUUGGCAUGAAUGCAAGUUCUUCAGAAGAGCUUACCCUGAGUGAAAGAAGAGAUUCUGUGAGCAAAAAAAGGAAUAUUUCAAGGGAGGUGAAAUCUGAUGUGAGUACUCCAAGGAAAUCAAGUGUGAGUAAUCCAAGGAGAUUAGUUGCAACUAAUCCAAGGAAACAUCAGAAUAAACUUGCUAUUGUUCCUGUGUCUUCUGAAAGCAGUCCUCUAGGAUUUGGAUACUGUCAUGUCCUGAAAACUCCAACAAAUUAUCCAGAACAGGUUGAAGAAGUAUCGUUGAAUUAUUAUAGCAUGAAACGCUACUGUAUGACUAAGCGGAAGAAAAUUCCUGCUUUAGAAUAUAUGAAUAAUGAAAGUGUGUGGAAGGGAAGAUCUUCCCCAAUGAAAGUACGGAGUAAAAGUUAUCAAUCUGCUCAAACAAGAAGGGAAGAUUAUGAUGAACCAAUAACUUACAAAAAAACAACUCUGAGUGCUGGUGCAUACAAUAAACUGAUAAAAUCAUAUAUGAAGAAUAUCGAUUCCACAUUCAUAAAAGAAGAGCCUUGCAUUAUAGACCAGUGGAAUCAGUUUAAGAAAGCAACAUCCUCAGAAAUGAAUAGGCAAACAGAAUCAGAACAACUGUCUGGGGAGGAUGAGGGAGAAAUGUCAGAAACUGAAAUGUUGUGGAGAGAAAUGGAAAUAUGUAUGGCAUCAGCUUACUUUGAGGAUGAUGAGGCUAGAGUAUCUGCUGAGUCUCUGCGGAAAUCUAAUGGAAAUUGUCAGCAUGAAUUCAAAUUGGAUGAAGAAGUCGGGGUUCUAUGUCAUAUCUGUGGCUUUGUGAGCACUGAAAUAAAACAUGUUUCUGCACCAUUUAUGGAACAUAAAAGCUGGAUAAUGGACAGUAAAUUAUGCAAUGAAGAGGAGCCAGAGCAUAAAACUGACGAAAUUGAGGGCUUGGAUCUUUUCUGCAAUUACACUUCUUCAGAUAUGCCAUUUUCUGAAGAAAAUGACAAUGUAUGGGCCCUAAUCCCUGAACUUAGAAAGAAAUUACACCUCCACCAGAAAAGGGCCUUUGAAUUCCUAUGGAAAAAUAUUGCAGGUUGUUUGAUACCUGUACGUAUGGAAUCAUCAUCUAAAAAAACAGGUGGAUGUGUAGUUUCUCAUUCACCAGGAGCUGGGAAGACAUUUCUUAUUAUUGCAUUCCUCGCUAGCUACUUGAAAUUAUUUCCAGGAAAGAAGCCUUUGAUCCUUGCUCCAAAGACAACUUUAUAUACCUGGUACAAGGAAUUCAUCAAGUGGGAAAUCCCUGUACCUGUUCAUUUAAUUCAUGGCCGUAGAAGUUAUAGAGUCUUCAAGAAGAACUCAGUAAGGUUUCAUGGUGUUCCAAAACCUAGUCAAGAUGUUAUGCAUGUUUUGGAUUGUUUAGAAAAAAUACAGAAGUGGCAUGCACAACCAAGUGUUCUUGUCAUGGGUUACACUUCAUUCCUGACAUUAAUGCGAGAAGAUUCAAAGUUUGAGCACAGAAAAUUUAUGGCUAAGGUGCUGCGUGAAAGUCCUGGGCUCUUGGUUUUGGAUGAAGGGCACAACCCCAGAAGUACUAAAUCAAGGUUGAGAAAGGUUUUGAUGAAAGUUGAAACGGAUCUGAGGAUAUUGCUUUCGGGUACAUUAUUUCAGAACAACUUCUGUGAAUAUUUUAACACCCUGUGCCUAGCAAGACCAAAAUUCAAGCAUGAAGUGUUGAAGGAAUUAGACCAUAAAUUCAAUAAGCAAAAGAGACACUUGGACAAAGCACGCAAUUUGUUAGAAAACAGAGCAAGAAAAUUCUUCCUAGACAAAAUUGCCAGGAAGAUUGAUUCUAGCAAAGGACAAGAGAGGAUGCAAGGUCUUAACAUGUUGAGAAACAUCACGAAUGGAUUUAUUGACGUGUAUGAAGGUGGGAAUUUUGACAGCCUCCCUGGUUUACAAAUUUACACCUUAAUGAUGAACUCAACAGACAUACAACAUGAGAUUUUGGUAAAACUUCACAACAUAAUGGCUGGAUAUAGUGGUUAUCCAUUAGAAUUGGAACUUUUGAUAACCCUUGCAUCAAUACAUCCUAGUUUGGUCAUGACUUCAAACUGUGUUACUAAAUUUUUCAGUCCAGAAGAGUUGCUGGAACUUGAGAAGAUCAAGUUUGAUUUUAGAAAAGGUUCCAAGGUAAUGUUUGUUUUGAACCUUGUUUAUCGAAUCAUCAAGAAGGAAAAGGUUCUCAUAUUUUGCCACAAUAUUGCCCCCAUUAAAUUGUUUCUGGAAUUGUUUGAGAGAGUCUUUCGAUGGCGGAAGGGUAGAGAAAUAUUGGUCCUUACAGGAGAAUUGGAGGUAUUUGAGAGAGGAAGAGUGAUUGACAAGUUUGAGGAACCAGGUGGUGCUUCAAUGAUACUACUUGCUUCGAUUACAGCAUGUGCUGAAGGCAUUAGUUUGACAGCUGCAUCACGGGUCAUUUUAUUGGAUUCAGAAUGGAAUCCUUCCAAGACAAAGCAGGCUAUCGCGCGGGCAUUUCGGCCUGGGCAGCAAAAGGUUGUUUAUGUGUAUCAACUCUUGGCAACAGGCACACUUGAAGAAGAUAAGUAUCGUAGGACCACAUGGAAGGAAUGGGUAUCAAGUAUGAUUUUUAGUGAAGCAUUUGUGGAGGACCCGUCUCAGUGGCAAGCAGAAAAGAUCGAAGAUGAUGUAUUGAGGGAGAUAGUGGCAGAGGACAGAGUUAAGUCAUUCCAUAUGAUAAUGAAAAAUGAAAAGGCUUCGACAGGUUGAGCAGAGACUAGCUUGCUAUAACAGUAAAAACUGAAGUCUAAGGAGGAGGAUUCAAACCUUGAACCUUAUCUCUCUUAAGGAGUGAUAACAACCGCUAGGCCAACUUGGAUCGUUUUCUCUUCAGCUUGCUUGUAAUAUUUUUCUGGCAACGGACCAUUAUCAUUGUGCUUUCUGGUGCUAACUAAUAUAACUUCUAAAAUAACAUGAUCUUCCUGCUUGUUCACAAUUCCCCCUUUUUUUCCGAGAUAUUUUUCAAACUGAUCCAUUUAAAGAUUGUAUAUGAUGCUUGCAUGAUUGUCAAGCCAU